This is a messenger RNA of Neurospora crassa OR74A, 2833 nucleotides long. RefSeq names its product fatty acid desaturase. NCBI's taxonomy places the organism in Eukaryota, Fungi, Ascomycota, Sordariomycetes, Sordariales, Sordariaceae. Gene Ontology annotation, biological process: lipid metabolic process. The transcript is spliced from 2 exons. Gene Ontology annotation, cellular component: membrane. The coding region runs from base 518 to 2395 and encodes 625 amino acids. The record is from RefSeq and is a predicted model, not a curated record. Gene Ontology annotation, molecular function: oxidoreductase activity, acting on paired donors, with oxidation of a pair of donors resulting in the reduction of molecular oxygen to two molecules of water.
GAUCAGCAAUGUGGUUUAAUUUCAGACGCAAACGUUGGAGUGGCAAGAACCCUUGCGUGACAUCUGGUAUUGUAUGACCCCUAUGUGGUGCAGCAAACGCCAAGCGGGAUAGCCUGGAGCUGGCAAGCUGGGUAGACGCGCCUGUGUGGACAGCGGUGAGGUUUCCACUCGGUCAACCCCUCCAGUAGGAAUGAUCUUAUCCAAUGUCACGUCGUCCCAUGCCCGUUGUUUUGGGUAGCCAUGUCCACUGCCUAGGAACAGCGCCCGCAUCAGAAUCGACGUAUCGAACCACUCACCAACCUCUGUGGCCCUAUCCGUCCCACCUUCAAACGUCCACCCACCUACUAGUAUCAACACCUUGGAUCUCUAUCAAAACUGACCUUGGGUUUCCUGAACUGUUGCGAGGACAACACCACAACCUUUCCCUGUCCACAGACGGCGGGUGUUUUGUUCCAUCCAGUAGCGAAUCCCUCCAUCUUUUUCGUUCAAAACACAACAGUCUUGCGCAAAGACAACAAUGGCUUCUAAACCCCCACCACCAUCACGCGCCGCUGCCGAAGAUACCGCAACGGCUCAGCAGUCGACAGUUAAGACAGCAGAGCGGACAUAUCCCUUCAUUUCCCGCCGUGAGAUCGAGGCCUUGAUUUCAGAAGGUCGCCAUAUCAUCAUUGUCGAUCAAUAUGUCCUGAAGGUAGACGCUUGGGUCAAGUAUCACCCCGGAGGUGACAAGGCCAUCAAGCACAUGAUUGGGAGGGAUGCUACCGAUGAAGUGAACGGGUUACAUUCCCCAGAAGCAAGAGCUCAGAUGAACAGGUACAGAGUGGGUAGGAUAUCAGGGAGAUGGAAGAAUUUCUUGCCGCCGAUACAAGGAGGCAAGUUCAGGCCAAGAGGAGAAGAAGGUGAAGAAUGGGAGGAGGAGUCCCCAGAAAUCAGGGCCAGAGCUGCGAACUACGAUGAGGAUACUAGCUUCGGAUCGUCAUCAUUUGCGAGUCAGGCUGCCUCUACUGAAUCCGAGAGCUCACGGACCCCUUCGCCCGCCCCUUCCCCGGUCUUUGAUGAUGGAGAAUCGGCGCCGGAAUUGAACCAACUCCGCGCCCGUUCUAACGCCCGGUCAAAGUCGGCUGUAAGCCGAUCCGAUUCCUUCACCUCGAUUUCCUCCAUUGAGGAUGAGAAGGCCAGUGCCAAGGGCGCCGAUGGUGGCCCUAGGGAUGGCAUGGCCCAUCUCGACGCUCUAACAAGGCAAGAGAUCAGGCUCGAUCUCGACAAGUACCCUCCGCUCGAUGAGGGAACGCAAGACACCGUCAUCCGAAAGUAUCGUGAACUCAACGAGCGCAUCAAGGCGGAGGGACUCUAUGACUGCAACUAUGUUGCUUACGCCAUCGAAGGAUUCCGCUAUACUCUCCUCUUCUGCGGGUGUCUUCUGUUCCUAAAAUGGGGUUGGUACGUUCCUAGUGCGUUCUGUCUCGGCUCUUUCUGGCACCAGCUAGUCUUCACUGCCCAUGACGCCGGACACAUGGGCAUCACGCACCAUUUCCAUGUCGAUACUGUCAUCGGCAUCAUCAUUGCCGACUUCAUCGGUGGUCUCAGUCUAGGUUGGUGGAAGCGCAACCACAACGUUCACCAUAUCAUCACCAACAGCCCUGAGCACGAUCCGGACAUAGAACACCUCCCCUUCUUCGCCAUUUCCCAUCGUUUCUUCACUAAUCUGCGGUCCACAUACUAUGACCGUGUCAUGGAGUACGACAUCUUUGCCAAAUUCUUCGUCUCCCUCCAGCACUACCUCUACUACAUCAUCAUGAUGUUCGCCCGCCUGAACCUCUACCGUCUCUCGUGGGAGUACUUACUCAAGGGCCAGGCACCCAAGCACGGUCCUGCCUGGUGGCACCGGCAUCUCGAGCUUGUCGGUCAGGUCUUCUUCUGGUGCUGGUUCGGUUAUGGGAUCAUGUACAAGGCAAUCGAUGGCAACUGGAACCGCUUUGUUUUUUUCAUGAUCUCCCACGCGGUCACCAGCCCGUUGCACGUGCAGAUCACUCUGUCACACUUCGCCAUGUCCACGUCUGAUCUGGGCCCUCAUGAGUCCUUCCCGCAGCGCAUGCUGCGCACCACCAUGGACGUCGACUGCCCCGAGUGGCUUGACUUUUUCCACGGCGGCCUCCAGUUCCAGGCCAUUCACCACUUGUACCCGCGCAUUCCUAGACAUAACCUUCGUAAGACGCAGAAGCUAGUCCAAGACUUCUGUAACGAUGUUGGGAUCCCUUAUGCGCUGUACGGAUUUGUGGAAGGCAACAAACACGUCAUCGGGAGGCUAGCUGAUGUAGCUAGGCAGGCAGCUAUCUUGAGGAAGUGCCAGCAGACUAUUGUUGAUGGCAGCAUCGGACAUUCUCAUGCUCACUGAUUGUGACGCUUUCGAAUGAGGGAAACGUAUUGCACAUGGAACUUUUAUAAAAGGAGGGGAUGGUCACAGGCGAGCGACGAGAUAUGGUAGAUGGGCUACACGGGCUACAAUGGCCCACAAGUCUGGAUUAAAGACAAAGCCACGCUUUGUUCAGUAUAUAUAUAUUUUUUUCUCUACUCUAAAAAAAUUGUAAGAAAAAUCGGUAUUCGGGCUAUGCAUACCUGUACUUUCCUUGAGCAGGCAGUUUUGCACGUACGUCCUAGAGCAAGGCCAUUCAAGAGAUAUCACUACGUCUGGUCUGACUGUGAAUCAAACUAUAAACGACACUCUGGGACCUGAGCUUUCCGGGGGUGUCCUUGUGAUUGGUUUCGACCCACCGGACGGAAGGAUGUAGUUAGCACCUGACCUGCCAUAUGAACUGUGUACAAAGGUUGUUGA